CGUUACAGAUCAACUCCUAAAGAGACACCAGCAUGCUCCUGUUGCUCUUCUUGUUGGGUUUGUCUCUGGGUGCCGUGUGUCCUUCUGAAGACCCUCCACUUCAACUCCAGCGGGGCGACUGUCCCACAUCAUGGUUCAGCUUCAGCGGCCGCUGCUACAAGUACGUUGGCACAGCGAUGAACUGGGCCGAUGCAGAGAUCCAUUGUGUGUCACUUGAUGCCAACCUGGUGUCAAUCCACAGCGAAGAAGAACAGAUGUUUGUUAAAACCCUGAUCAAGAACUUUGACCCUGCUGAGGGACGCACCUGGAUUGGACUGAGUGACAAUCACAAAGAAGGCACGUGGAUGUGGUCUGAUGGGUCAAGAGUUGACUUUACCUAUUGGGCCAAAGGACAGCCAAACUACUACGAUAGAAGACAGCGCUGUGUCGAAACCAACUUUUCCUACAAGAAAUGGAACGAUCACUUCUGUUCUUAUAAUGUCCCCUUUGUUUGUGCAUCACGUCUUAGCUGUCCUUAGCAACUGAGAUGUUCAACAUGACUGAUUGAUAGGGG
Pungitius pungitius (ninespine stickleback) is the source of this 553-nucleotide messenger RNA. RefSeq names its product galactose-specific lectin nattectin-like. The record is from RefSeq and is a predicted model, not a curated record. The transcript has a single exon. Gene Ontology annotation, molecular function: signaling receptor activity. The coding region runs from base 33 to 518 and encodes 161 amino acids. NCBI's taxonomy places the organism in Eukaryota, Metazoa, Chordata, Actinopteri, Perciformes, Gasterosteidae.